UUAAAAGCAAUCAACAAACCCUGCGUCAAACUUGCCCCUACACUCAAUGCAGAAUCGUUUUUUUGUCUGGGCAAUAUAGCGAGCAAAAAUUGUAUUUUAGAUACUGAGGCAAAAGUUUAAGGGGCUCGUUUGCAGUAAGCAAAGUGCAAUUUUGAGCGCAAUUUUUUUUUUGCACACUGCAAGGUUUUUUCCACCAUUCAGGCACAGUCAAUGCUCUUGAUUCAAUUGCGCUGCACCUACCACAGUUGCACUCAGUUUGCCAAAAUGGCAGCAACUGCACAUUCACAUUGUUGCAAAUAAGAUUUCACAUUUGUGCCAAAUAUUCAUUUCUGAUGUUUGCUGGCGUCAUUUCUGGUGUUUGGAGUGCAAGUGACAUGUGACCCUACUCUUUCACUGCAAGUGUGCUGCUCCUAGUGUCUGGCUCCUGGGUUCCCCGGCUUCUAUAGGCGCAGCAGUGCAUGAUUCAGUAUGGAAGGCAGGAAGGACUGGGUGGUGGCGAGUGGAACAAAAGGGAAGAGCAAGGACUACAUUUUGAUGCAGGUACCUGUAGUAACGCAGGUACCUAUAGCGGUUUUAUGAGCAGCUUCGUUGAUGCUUCUGGGUCCUGAAUGUACAAGCCACUUGCCAUCCACUAGUGUGCCUAGUAAGGUCGGUCACAUUGUCCCUCGGCAGCUUUAACUAAGGGCAAAUACAAUGAUGGCAUCUUUCAAUCCCAAAAACCCAUAUUCUGUACCAAUGUUACCAUCUUCAACUGUAAACUCCAAUCAAACAGAGAAUUGCACAAGGAUAAUGGAGGAGAGGAACGCGACCUUAGCUAUGUUUCAGCUCAUCAUUUUAUCUCUGACCCUAUUUUUUGGCACAUUAUUUAACUCCUUUGCAAUCUGGGUUUUUUGCUGUAAGAUGAAGAAAUGGACAGAGACCAGAGUUUUCAUGAUGAGCCUGUUGUUCAGUGACUGUUGCUUGCUCUUAACCAUUCCGUUUCGCAUCUAUGCUACACAGCACCGAUGGGAUCUCCCCAGAGAACUGUGUACAACCCUUGCUUAUGCUUACUUUAUGAACACAUAUUUGAGUAUUGCCAUUAUUACACUGAUUUCUGUGGACAGAUACAUAGCCAUAAAAUUUCCCCUCAGAUCAAGGUCAUUGCGCUCCCCAAAGAAGGCCGCAUUGGCCUGUGCCAUUGUUUUUGCACUGUUGCUGUGUACACGCAUUUUCAUUUUACUUACAGCUGAAAAAAGUGUUCCAUCUCCUGGCUUCUGUUUCCGCAAAAUUUUAACCAGACCGUUAAAGAGAAACUUGUACUUCACAGUUACAGGGUUUUACAUUCCUCUGCCCAUAAUCAUAUUUUGCACAACAGAAGUCAUCAGGUUCCUAAAGAUGAAGGAUAAAACGAGCGUCUAUGAACACGAGUGCAUUAAAAAAUCAAUUAAGAUAAUGUCUGCCAAUCUCAUCAUUUUUCUGGUUUGUUUUUUGCCUCUUCACAUUUUAAAUAUUAUCAGGUUUGCGAUGGAGAGUUUGAAACUGGAUUGCACAUUGAUAAAACUAAUCAACGAUUAUGUCUAUGCUGCACAAGUCAUCGGUGACCUAAAUUGUUGCCUGGACAGUGUCUGUUAUUAUUUUGUAGCCAAGGAAUUCUGGGAGUCAACAUCAGUGUUGCCAAGGUCAAACCACUUAACAACAUCUCCGGAACAAACAGAAGACACAAACCUUUAGAAACAAACUGUUUACCAGAUGGCAUUUAGGAAUUCAUAAAUUCCCACAAUCUUUAAGAAUGUGACAUUGGUUUCCAGUUGAGGUUCAUUUUGUAGGACAAGCAUUUCAGAAGCACUUAAGGCAACACACUGACCAAAUCUUGAUUCACUGUGUAUAUUGUGGGUUUCGGACAAUGCUUUAUAAGUCAGAUCCUCUGACUGGAGUAAUUUUUUGCUAUUUAUGAUGUUUGUAUAUACUGUAUACUGUAUAUUGUUAUAUUAUUGCAAUUUGUUAUUGUAUGACUCCCAUCCUUGGUAAGUCUGAAUAUCGUUAUAGUUCUGACACAUCAUUAUACAGUAGUUCUAACAUGAUAAAUCUGACAGUGACACAACUUUUUUUUAAAGAAUAUUCAUUACUAAAUAUUUUCUACCUAUUGCUAUAUAUAUUAACUAAUUUGAGUUUUACUUACAUGAUCUACAUAUUAUCCUAAAAUGGGUGGUUCACCCUUAAGUUACCAUUAACUAUGCUAUAGAAUAUCUUAUUCCUAGCAAUUAUGCAAGUGGUCUUCAUUGUUUAUUUUUUAUAGUACUAAAGUAUUUGACCCCCGCAGCCAAUUAUUGCUCUGUGAGGCUAUAAUUUUAUACUUAUUGUUACAAACACAUUUUUUUAUAUAUAAUUUUGAAAAUAGAACGUAGGCCUAGACUUUUCUAGGUGCCCACGGCCAUGUGACUUGUGCUUUGAUAAACUUCAGUCACACUUUACUGCUGCAUUGCCCUCCACCCCCCCCAGCAACCAAUCAGCACAACAAUGGGAAGGGAGCAAGAUAGCAGCUCCGAGUAGAUAUCAGAAUAGCACUCAAUAAUAAGAAAUCUAAGUCCAGCUUGGGACUCCUCCAGUUACAUGGGAGUAGGAGAAACAAUAGGUUACCUGAAAGCAGUUCUAAUGUGUAGCGCUGGCUCCUUCUGAAAGCUCAGACUCAGGCACAAUGCACUGAACAAUGCAGACUGAUGUUCAUUUUCUUCACUUACUAAUAAAAUGCUAGAGUCAACAGUUA
Xenopus tropicalis (tropical clawed frog) is the source of this 2743-nucleotide messenger RNA. RefSeq names its product G protein-coupled receptor 35 (gene gpr35). The record is from RefSeq and is a predicted model, not a curated record. The coding region runs from base 694 to 1710 and encodes 338 amino acids. The transcript is spliced from 4 exons. Lineage: Eukaryota; Metazoa; Chordata; Amphibia; Anura; Pipidae. Gene Ontology annotation, cellular component: membrane; plasma membrane. Gene Ontology annotation, biological process: chemokine-mediated signaling pathway; G protein-coupled receptor signaling pathway; signal transduction. Gene Ontology annotation, molecular function: G protein-coupled receptor activity; chemokine receptor activity.